GGUUCUUUUUCGUGUUUACGACUGACAAACGCCCAUCGGUCAAGAUGGAUUCGUGGAGAUAUUUUGGAAGUUUUAUGGUCCUCUGGGCCUUGUUUUUCCAUAACAUCCAAUGCGCAGAGGAGAGAAUUGUCAGGUACGGGGAUGAAAGACCGAGGAAACUUGAACCGAAAGAAAAAUGGAUAAAAUUAGGGCAGGAAGACCUUUACAAAUCUCUCCGCCAGGUGGACAAUUAUGGCGUGGCCAAGAACCUCAUUCUUUGUAUUGGUGAUGGCAUGGGCCUCCCCUCUAUCACCGCAAUGAGGAUCCUGAAGGGACAGCAGAAGGGAAACCCAGGCGAGGAAGGGUGGCUCAACUUUGAGAAGUUUCCUUCGAUGGGCCUAGCAAAGACCUACGCCACAGACCGUCAAAUCUCCGAGUCAGGAUCGACCGGUUCCUCCAUCCAGACGGGAGUGAAGACGAGGUACAACGUGAUAGGCUUCGACGACACGGUGGAGUGGCAGAACUGCUCCACGGAGACACCCGAGGCGGAGGUGUCCUCCUUACGCGACUGGGCGGAAGAAGCAGGCAAGUCUACGGGCUUCGUAACAACCGCCCGGGUCUACCACGCCACACCGGCUGGAUCUUAUGCCAAGAGUUGUUCUCGUAAGUGGGAGGAUGACAGCGACCUGCCCGCCGAUGCUAAAGGAAAAUGUAAAGAUCUGGCCGCUCAAUUGAUUGGGAGGGGUAAGAAUAUAAACGUGAUAUUAGGUGGAGGUCGGCGCGGUCUUAUGCCUGACACGGUGGCGGACCCAGAGUACAAAGACAAGAAUGGCACUAGGUUAGACGGGAGGAAUCUGAUUGAGGAGUGGAAAAAGGACAAAGCAGACAGGAACAAAGAGGCCAAAUAUGUCUGGAACAAAGACGAGUUUGACAAGGUGGACAUCUCGAAAACGGAUUAUCUGAUGGGACUAUUCGAGCGAUCUCACAUGCAGUAUGAAAUUGACCGGGAUAAAAAGAAGGAACCGAGUAUUGCUGAGAUGACAGAUAAAGCCAUUAGGAUGUUGCAGAAAAAUGACAAGGGUUUCUUUCUGUUGCUUGAAGGUGCACGAAUUGAUAUGGCCCAUCACGAAGGAAAGGCUAGAAAGGCGAUAGAGGACGGAGUGGCUUUCGAUGAGGCUGUGGGUGUGGCCCUUAAUCUGACCGACCCCAAGGACACUCUCAUUGUUGUGACCGCCGACCACUCUCAUGUAUUCAUGAUGGGUGGAUACCCGCCAAGAGGCAACCCUAUCUUCGGGCUGACGACUGCUCUCCCAGGAGAAGACAAGGAGCCGGCUACAGACAAAAUGCCUUACACCACCAUUGUAUAUGGUAACGGGCCUGGGUAUGUGAUCGGACCUGGAGGAGGGAGAACCAACAUCACCAUGACCAAUACAUCGGAUCCGAAUUUCAAGGCCCAGGCCCCUGUUCCUGUCCCUGACGAGACCCACAGCGGAGAAGACGUGCCCAUCUACGCCCUGGGACCAAUGGCGCACCUGUUUCACGGUCUCCACGACAACUCCUACAUCAGUCACGUGAUGAGUUACGCCGCCUGCAUUGGCCCAAACAAGGGCCAUUGCGAGAGGCCAGAGACUAUAAAGAUUCCUGUCGCAUUGACAUGUUCGACUGAAGCAAAAGAUGAACCAAAAAUCAUUUCGGCAGUUGGGUGUAGUCCCGAGUUCUCAGCAGUUCUGUUGUCUGCGUGCGUAUUACUCGGACAGUUGAUCUUUUAACUCAGUGAAUUUUAGAUUAGGCAUCACCAGUUUUUCAUACAAUCUUUGCGUUCUUCCGUGAUAGGGGUAAUUGAGAGGGGGGGGGGGGGGUUACAUCGUGAGGCUCUGUGAUGAUAUCUGGCACAGGAAUCCAAAUGAAUGGAUAUAUUUAAACGUGUAGCAUGUAGAUACUUAGAUGUUAUUUCUUCUACAAUCUCUUUUACAUUCCUGGUUCAUCAUUAUUGACCACAACCAUGCAGCAAGUACAUUGAUACAUAAUAAAGUUUUAUACGUUUUUUCCGUGAUAAACCGUAAUCUAAAUCAUUUUGAUAUCAUGCUGGUGCUUGUUUCUUUACUAGACCAGUUGAUAUUACAAUUUCGCCGCCAUCGAAUACCAGUUCUUCUGUGAUACAAAUUUUGAAUUUUCUUUUGAUGUUCUAUAUUAUCUGAUAUGUACAUAAAAUGAAAAUAUGUUAUCAUGUAUUGAUUAUCAUCUUAGACUUUCUAUCUAAAGCACUGAAGCAUUCCUGGAUCGAAAAUGUUUCACCAAUGCCUGCAAGUUAUUGAAACAUUGUAUUUUGCGUUUAGCUUUACACGUUUCUCGUAAUAAAUUGUAAAAACACGUACCUGGGCAUUAUUCUCGUAGAAUCUUUCCUCCGCCCAGUUGCUAAGACAUUUUCCCCAUGUUUCAACGCCCAUCGCCCAUCGCCCACCGAGAUCCCCGUUCUCUGAAAAGAUGGAUAUGACUUCAUGACAUAUAUGUACAGGAAGUAAUGACUCUCCUGGCUGGUGGAUGCCAUUCUUCUUUGUUACAAAACAGACUCUGUACGCCCUAUUGUCACGAACUAUUCAGAGAGUUUGAUCGACGAAUUGG
Lineus longissimus is the source of this 2601-nucleotide messenger RNA. Its product is annotated as alkaline phosphatase-like. Bases 45 to 1748 code for a protein of 567 amino acids. Gene Ontology annotation, biological process: dephosphorylation. The transcript has 10 exons. Gene Ontology annotation, molecular function: alkaline phosphatase activity. The record is from RefSeq and is a predicted model, not a curated record. Lineage: Eukaryota; Metazoa; Nemertea; Pilidiophora; Heteronemertea; Lineidae.